Messenger RNA from Saccoglossus kowalevskii, 396 nucleotides. RefSeq names its product histone-lysine N-methyltransferase SETMAR-like. Lineage: Eukaryota; Metazoa; Hemichordata; Enteropneusta; Harrimaniidae. The record is from RefSeq and is a predicted model, not a curated record.
AUGGCGCGGUUCAAAAUGUUUGUCAAACAACUUGGAGAUAAGCAAGCUGUCUGCAAGGUGGAUGCCCCGAAUGAUGACUUCACAUCAGAAGUUGAACAGUUAAGAGCAGCAAUCAAAGAGAAAAGGAGAGGAAAGUUUCGAGCUGGUGUGAUGUUGCUCCAGGACAAUGCUCCUGUCCACACAGCACAGGUGGCAUUGGCAACAGGAACCCAAUGUAGCUUUGAACUCUUACCUCACCCUUUCUACUCGCCGUUGGACUUCUACCUGUUUCCUAAACUAAAGUCCCACUUGCGUGGUCACCAUUUUGAGACUGAUGUCAUCCAAGCUGUUGAGGCCUAUCUAAAGGAUCAAGAUGAAACCUUCUUCCAGCUGGGAAUAGGAAAACUGGAACAUUGA